This is a messenger RNA of Pisolithus orientalis, 1422 nucleotides long. RefSeq lists its product as uncharacterized. Lineage: Eukaryota; Fungi; Basidiomycota; Agaricomycetes; Boletales; Pisolithaceae. Bases 210 to 1130 code for a protein of 306 amino acids. The record is from RefSeq and is a predicted model, not a curated record. The transcript is spliced from 14 exons.
CUGAAGGUGUCACUGGGUUUAUUCCAGAAACACAGGGGUGGUUUUAUGUAUACUAACUCUGGUCCUGACAGUGCAUAAAAUACCAACUCUUUUCAACAUGUGAUAAAGUUCGUUUUUCCCUCUUUUCGCCCUCGUCCAUUGCUUCGUGUCGCUCGACAAGACUUCAUCGUAUCGAUUGUCUUCCUGCACUUUCGAAGACGUCGGAAGGCAUGGCGGCGAGUGCACCACAAGUCUUCCAAGGGUCGUUCCUCAUAGGACUGGUUAUAAACAUCUUCCUGCACGGUCUGGCCACCACGCAGGUGUACUUGUAUCUCACAAUAUACAAAAAAGAUAGAUUUUGGCUUAAGUCACUCAUAGUGGUUUUGUACUUGGUGGAUACGUUCAACUGUGUCGUCAGCAUUUAUUACAUCUACGAUGCUCUAGUCACGAACUUUGGCGAUGAGGCGAACCUUGCGAGUGGCUCCUGGGCAUUCGUAGCUGGUACCGCCUCGACGGGCGCCGUCAGCGUGGCAGUACAACAUUUCUUUGCGUGGCGGGUAUAUAUGUUGACCAAUAACGUGUUCAUCGUGAUGGCUAUCGUUCUAUGUAGCCUGGCCAACUUAGCAGGGUCGCUCGGCGUCAGCGUCAGUCUGGCCGUCAACCCCGGUGAUUUCCGACGUUCAAACCUACAAAUUGAGGUCACGGUAUGGUUGGUUGGUGCUGUCCUCGCUGAUACAAUCAUUGCCGUUUCGCUCGUAUGGCAUCUGGGAAGACACAAACAUCUGUACCCUGCGCUGAACAGCACCAUCAACCGGCUCCUCAGGAUGACUGUACAGACUGGAGUCGUGACAACCAUCGUUGCUAUCAUAGACUUGGCAUGCUACCUGACCGACAGUUUGAACACCUAUAUGACAUUCAGCUUGACAGUGUCAAAGCUAUACGUAAAUUGCAUGCUAUCCACAUUAAAUGCUCGUGGUACAUGGAGAUAUGAUGGAUCGUCAGAGGACGAAAUAAGCCAUGUCAGGAGCAGUCAUCCUGAGGUGAUUGUGUUCCAGGCGCGGAGUACGCAGCCGGGAGUUUCCGUGCAUGUAGAAUCGCACGAGAUGACCGACAUGGAUGACAAAUCAUCACACAGUAAACGAUAUUUCUAAACAUGGGUGGAAUGACGAGGAAGACAAUACGAAUGCUAGCAAAGUAUAGCUCGUGCUUCACUGUACCAGAUUGGGUGACCGCGGACCACGUCAGUAGGUAGCCAGAAAGGAGGUAGAAGAAAGGAAAUGAAGGAAUCAAGAAAGAAAACAAGGGGAGCACACUGACCCUCUUCUUUACGUCAAAGUGUCUUCCAUUCCUGUCUGGAUAGCUAGCUGGGUACCUGGGCACAUGAUGUAUAUCAAUGGGUCCUUCGACCGCCAUGCGCAGAAUUAGGGUCGAUAUCAUGCGGAA